GCCAAAGCCAAACAAAGAAGCAUACAAAAGUUUAAUCCAUAGUUUAUUGUUUACCAAAAAUAUGACCUGUAGUUAAGCAGCGAUUAAGCAAUGGAGGACCUGUGUCGAAUUUGUGGCGGCUACUCGGAAAACUUGCUGGGCAUUUUCGACGAGCAGCUCGAAGAAUAUGUUGAAGGAGCCAAGCUCGCUGAGAUGGUGAAGGCAUGUGCCGACGUGCAGUUGGAUCCCGACGACGCACUGCCUCAAAAAAUAUGCAUUUCCUGUGUCCACGAUGCACGAACUGCUUACGGAUUCAAGCGGAGAUGCGAGGAGAACUAUAAGAAGUUCUAUUUGGCGAUAUUAAACGGGCAGGUCAUCAAAGACGAGCCCAACGUGGAGGAUUUCCUAUUCAUUGAGAGCCUUGACAAAGACAGUCUGGUAGCUAAGAAGAUGCUCAACAAGGAAAUAAAAAAAUCACAUCAAACAGCUUCCCGAACAACCAAGUCUUCCACAACUACCAGUAGAGCUGGUAGACAGCUGAGGAGUAUCAAGAAUCAGCCUUUCAAAUGCGAGCUAUGCAUCAAAGAGUUUAAGCGCCAAAUAAACCUCCUGGACCACAUGAAGGUUCACAGCAAUUCACACGUAUGCCAAACCUGCGAAGAGCGUUUUCUGUUCAAGGCCGACCUGGAUAACCACCUAUGUUAUCGCAACAGCAAUUCCACCGUCGAGUGCCCGGUAUGCUUGAAGGUCUUUUCAAGCACCCAGAGCCUGGACAGCCACAAAUGCAAGGAUAUGCAGGAUCGUUCGCCCUUUCAGUGCCCCCACUGUCAGCAGGCCUUUACUCGCGAACAAAACCUCAAGGCGCACCUGUUGAUCCACGCGGAAUCGAAACAGGGAAACGGACCCCACAAAUGCUCGUACUGCCAGACGGGAUUCUUCAACAAGUCGGCCCUCAAGGUGCAUAUCCACGCGCACAUGGGCGAGCGGCCGCAUGCCUGUCCGUUCUGUGUGUCCAACUUCCGUUCCAAGCAGGCCCUUAAGGUCCACAUCCGCAUACACACGGGCGAGAAGCCCUACCAAUGCCCCCACUGCCCCAAGACUUUUUCGGACAACAAUAACCUGGCGAAGCACCGACGACGCCACUCGGAUGAACGGCCUUACAAGUGUUCCAUCUGCCUGCAGGACUUCCGGGAGAAACAUCAUCUGAAGCGACACUUCCUGGGAAAGCAUCGGGAUGGAGAUCAAAAGCCGAAGCUAAAGUGAUACCUUAAAUUAUUGACCAAAAACGUCGGGGUACUCGAAUAUAUAAAUUAGGAUUGGGUUAUGUCUAUAUUUCAAUGAAAUAAUGUUUCUAUAGUUCAUAUUGGGACUUAAUUAAAUUAAUAUUUAUAAUUUAUUUAUAUUAAUUGGAUUAAUAUUUUUGUAGAAUUUGAACAGCACUUUGAAAACCAUUUGGAGUGGCAACACCGUUUUUGUGUAAAUGAAAAUUCGAUGUAGACACGAAGAUGUAGACAGCGUUGCCAUUUGGCCGUGAUUUGUUCACGUGGCACCACCAUUUUGAUAAACAAACAAGUUAAUCAACCCUUAAAUGGCACCAAAAGAGCAUUGGAAAUAAAACAACAAGUUGUAUGUUUAUAAAUUAUAAGUCUUACAAAUUGUAAUUGUGGUUUCCGUUUGCUUAGAACAUCAAAGCAGCUACCAACACACAAAAAAUACCGAAUAUUUCUCGACGUAAUUUUCCCUAGACGUCCUUACAAUUCGUCGUGUUCGCUUUGAUCUUUGUCUUGCUUAGAUUCAUCAUCCUUCUC
Molecule: messenger RNA, 1787 nt
Organism: Drosophila mauritiana
Lineage: Eukaryota; Metazoa; Arthropoda; Insecta; Diptera; Drosophilidae
Product: zinc finger protein 664
Exons: 2
Coding region: 91-1242 (383 amino acids)
Cellular component (GO): nucleus
Molecular function (GO): zinc ion binding
Source: RefSeq, a predicted model, not a curated record